AAAAAACGCAACGAGGACCGGAGCACGAGAAGACGGGGGCCAUGGCUGCGGUGGCGGGCGGCGACCCGGAGACGGUGGAGGUGACGCUGCGCGCCGUUGGUCCGUCCCGGCCGACCACGAUCCGCCUCCCACCGAUUAUCUCGGUUGUUGAUCUGCGCCGCCGCGUUGCCCAGGACCGGCGUCUACCAGAAGACCGCCUCCGCCUGGUCCUGCGAGGGACCACUCUCCCGUGGGGAGACGACGACCUUGUCAAAUUCCGCGAUGGGGAUAGUCUUAUAGUGGCCGUGGCACCUAAACCACCUGCUAAGCAUCUCCGUGGCGGCGACGACGAUGAUGAUGAUGAUGACGAUGAAGAAGAACUGAAGUUCAAAAUGCCACAAACAACUACCUGGUGGAAGAAACGAAUUUUCGUAUUUCUUAGAGACAAACUGAGAUUUCCUGAUAUCUUGCUGAUGGCACUAUUUUCUGUCACUAUGAAAGCAUGGAUUAUUAUUUCUCUGUGGUUUCUAUUGGCACCUAUUGCUCGAAAGUAUGAGAUUGGACCUUUAUAUAUACUUGCUACAGGUUUCUUGAUCAUACUUCUUAAUCUUGGAAGACGACAACAAGGUGAUGUCAGUGCAUAUUCCAUAUUUAAUGAAGACUUCAGGGAGCUGCCGGGAACAUUUAACGCAGAGCGCAUAGAUAGAGAUCUCCGAGCAGGCCAAUUCUGAGGAGUGAGGAAACCUGAAGAGAAAAUUUGCGUGGGAAGUGUCAUCUUGUAGAGUUUUUCAAGAGAACCCAUCUUGUAGAGUAGCCAUUGCAGGUUUGCCAUCUCAUGUGCAUUGGUUUAUCGCUUACAUGUACAUGUUUAUUUGGGUUGGGGACAAACAUAACAGACCUACAUGUAUGUGCAUCUGAUCUACUAUAGAGAAGUAUUUGCUCAUGUA
Molecule: messenger RNA, 926 nt
Organism: Lolium perenne
Lineage: Eukaryota; Viridiplantae; Streptophyta; Magnoliopsida; Poales; Poaceae
Molecular function (GO): protein binding
Source: RefSeq, a predicted model, not a curated record